UACGCUGCCAGAUGGUCUUCCGUUAGCUGGAUCGCUUUGUCCAGCGACUCCGGUCGGUGGUGAUCUGGGCUUCCCUGGUCAGCAAUGGCAGAAGAUGGACCACCCACUGUUCCAGCGGCCAUUUCAGAGCUUCAGCAGUGUGAUCAAAGAACUCAAGGUAUGCCUCCGGAUCAUCUUGAGGCCCCAUCUUGGUGAGCAACACAUGGGGGUGCGCUGCAGCUGGUGGGGGACGGGGUGGCUGCCCCCUCCUGGGGUACUAAGCUCCGCAACACCCGCCGGUCCUCCUCCUGGGCUCGAAGGAGUACAUCAAAGUGCUUUUACUGCUCUCUCUGUAGCUCCAUGAGGGCCUGGUGUUGGCCCUGGUGAAUGCUGGCAAGGGACCGUAAGACUUCCUCCAGCGCCAAUGACUCCAUGACAGCGUAUCCUUCUUCCUCCAAUCCCGGGUUUCAACACCAGUGUAACAGGUUCGAGGAAUGAGGAAGCGGGAGACAGCGAAUCCAACUCAAAGAAUUGUUAAGAAUGGAGGCCGGUGUGCCCACAGCAGCAGAGAAGAAAGACUGUAAGACGUCCGCUCUCAAUGGAAACGGCUUCAGUGAGCUGCCCAAAAAACCCUCCUCAUCAUCCCUUUCUAGAGGUCCCCAUCAUAUAUUCCCAACUUUCCAUUCGCCGAUCCCCAUCGAUGUGCGUCACCACGAGGGAAGAUACCACUACGAACCCCACGCUCUCCACGCCUUACACGGUCCAAGUCCAAUCGAGACACGUGUUCCACUAUACACGGCGUCCAAUGGCUACUUUGGAGAUCGCGCUCACGGUGAAGUUCGAGCACCAUGGGAAAGCGCGGUGUUAUGGCCUCCAGGGUUAGCGGGAAGUCCAGUGAUUUCCGACAUCUCUCUCAUCCGUCUGUCUCCGGGGAGCGGCGGUGAGACCACCUUCCUCCCGCCUCACUCUUACGUCUCGCCUCAUAUGGAGCAUUACCUGCGCUCGGCACAUGGCAGUCCCACACUGUCCAUGAUCUCGGCAGCUCGUGGAUUGAGUCCAGCCGACGUGGCUCAUGAGCAUCUGAAGGAGCGAGGGCUGUUUGGUUUGCCCCCUCCUCCUCCCGGUGCGACCCCAGCAGAGUAUUACCACCUCCUGACCGGACACAUGAACCCGUACGGAGAGCUGUUCAUGCAGGGCGCAGGGGCGGCCGCAGCUCACCUGCCAGACUAUUUCACACCUGUGGACGUGUCUCGGUUCCCUAGUCCUCGUUUGACACCCCGGUUGAGUCGGAAGCGAGCGCUGUCCAUCUCUCCUCUCUCAGACGCCAGUAUCGACCUUCAGACUAUGAUCCGCACCUCGCCCAAUUCUCUGGUGGCCUACAUCAACAACUCCCGAUCCAGUUCGGCCGCUAGCAGCUCAUAUGGACACCUGUCUGUCGGAGGCAUCAGUCCGUCUUUUCCCUUCCAUCCCUCCAUUAAUCCAGUGGCGUAUCAGCAGCUGUUGUCUCAGCAGAGAGGACUUAGUGCGUUCUGUCCCACGCCGCCACUCAUACAACCAUCACCAACAUUCUCCACCAGACAGCAUGCAAUCAGUAUUUCCAGCCUCACCACACCCACCACCAAUGACACUGAGACCAAGAACACGAGUGGCGACUCCGCGGUAAGCAGCACCAUGAACCCCCUAAACAACAAGAGGUCAAAGGUCAAGACUGAGUUGGAUGAGCCACGACCAGCGUCGCCAUGCUCUCCGGAUCAUCUGGGCGGUGCACUGGACCUGAAGGAAGACCUGGACGACUGCAAACAGGAAGCAGAGGUUGUGUACGAGACAAACUGCCACUGGGAGGGCUGCAGCAAAGAGUACGACACACAAGAGCAGCUGGUGCAUCACAUCAAUAACGAACACAUCCAUGGGGAGAAGAAGGAGUUCGUGUGCCGCUGGGAUGAGUGCUCACGUGAGCAGAAGCCGUUUAAAGCACAGUACAUGCUGGUGGUGCACAUGCGCAGACACACGGGGGAGAAACCGCACAAAUGCACUUUUGAGGGCUGCUCAAAAGCAUACUCACGUCUGGAGAAUCUGAAGACACACUUGCGUUCACACACCGGAGAGAAACCAUACGUGUGUGAACAUGAGGGAUGCAAUAAGGCCUUCUCAAACGCCUCGGAUCGAGCCAAACACCAGAACCGCACACACUCCAAUGAGAAACCCUAUGUGUGUAAGAUUCCCGGCUGUACGAAGCGCUACACUGAUCCCAGCUCACUACGGAAACACGUCAAAACCGUCCACGGACCUGAGGCGCACGUCACCAAGAAACAGCGCGGUGAGCUGCCAUCACGACCUCACCAGCCCAAGGAAAAUGUCGAUUACGAGGCAGGAACCAAGCUGUCUGUCCACACGGUGGAGGAGAAACUUGAAGCCAACAGCACAACUAGAGGCAUGGAGGACUAUCUGCAGGUCAAGUCAAUAAAGACUGAGAAGUCUAUGAUGUAUCAGUCCAGCCCUGGUGGUCAGUCAUCAUGUAGCAGCAAGCCAUCACCACUUGGCAGUGCCGGCUACCAUGACGGUGGAGUAGAGCCGAUGGGACUCAGGGGGGGCAGCAUGGGAGAUCUGAGUGCCCUGGACGACAUGCCCCUCGUGGACUCUACCGUCUCCACGGGAUUGUUGGGCCUCCACCAUCACAAGAAUGCAAGCUCUGCCCACAGACUCACGCACCUGAAGCAGGAAAAGCUGAAGUCGGUGAGGGACUCGUGCUUCUGGGCAAACCCAGCUCCUCCUGCCCCCAGCACCAAACUACCACCCAUCAGUACCAGUUCUUUGUUGGAAAGUUCUGGCAGACUUUGUGAUCCAGGGCUCUCCAUCUCCAGCCCACGCCUGGGUGACCUUUGCCCCGGUAAGACUACGGUUCUGAGUCAGCUGGUAGAGCGUCGGGACAGCCUGGCUAGCACAGUGAGCUCGGCCUACACUCUCAGCCGACGUUCCUCCGGUAUCUCCCCCUGCUAUUCCAGCCGGCGUUCCAGCCAAACCUCACAACCUGGUGGUCGCCUUAACAACAUAAGCUCAGCCGGAUCCUACGACCCCAUCUCCACAGACCUAUCCAGAAGAUCCAGUGAGGCCAGCCAAUGUGGAGGACUCCCCAGCCUACUCAGUCUCACUCCUGCCCAACACUACAGACUCAAAGCCAAGUAUGCUGCUGCCACAGGGGGUGCUCCACCAACCCCUCUACCCAAUAUGGACCGCAUGAGCCUGAAGACUCGCAUGGCCUUGUUUGGGGACUCCCAUGAAAUUACCUUGUUCCCAGUCCAUCCCCCCACAGUUCCAAGGAGGUGCAGUGACACCAGCAAUGCUAAUGGUAGUGUUUUGCCCCAUGAGGUACCAGGCAACAUCACACGAAGAGCAAGUGACCCAGUUCGAAGAGUGGGCAUAGAGCACCAUUCUCUCCAUCAAGGGCAGCGUUUCAACAGCAUGACUAAUGUCAACCCCUACUCUAGCCGACAUGUCAACCUACAUCAACAUGAGGGUAACGUAAACUGCCACCUGUAUCCACCCCGGCCUCCUAGCAUUUCAGAGAAUGUUAAGAUGGAAACCAUGGCAAGUGACAUGGACAAUAUGAACACUGGUCUUGAUGAUGCCAUCAUGUUACCAGAUGAUGUUGUUCAGUACCUCACAUCUCAGAACGGAGGCUCCACCCAACAUGCAGCGACAGCAUACCGUGUGCAGGGCAUUCACGGCUUCGACUCUCCACAGCAACAGCAGUGUCAUUACCAAAGACGGCCGGCCUUGGUGGAGGGCAACAUGAAUUGCAUAACACAACAAACAGCAGCAUCCUGUCAGAUGAGUCCAAGCUCUCAGCAGACAUUCCCAGGUUCCCCCAAUGCCACCAAGAGCCAGAUGCCAGUGCAGUGGAACGAGGUCAGUUCAGGGACAGUAGAUUUGACUCAUAGUCAGACCAAGCAGGGAACUGGGCGGGGAAACAUCAGUACAAUUCAACAAAAACAAAACCUCAGCCCUUCUCAGAACCUCAACUCCAACCAACAAGUUGGGCUAAUGAGUCAGAACCUCGCUCAUGCUGCCGAGCAGAAUCACGUGCAACGGAAUAGCGAGUUUAUUUCCCAGAGAAUGACCUGCGGGCCAACUCAAACGCAAUCACUGCAACAGGCUGACUUUCUGCAUGGGUACCAUCAGGGCUCUUCUUCAAGUGACAUAAGUGGAAACACCAACCAACCCCUGUCUCACAGAAACAUGAUAGGGCUCAGUGUAGGUUUGCUGAGCCCAUCUGGUAAAACGCUGAUGGUACAGCCUGUCAGCGAACAGAAUAACAGUGUGAAAGAUCAGCCAGUGACAAGUCAAAACCAUGCUACUUUUCAGAAUAAUCAGGAAAAUUAUUCCCAGAUGAACAUCAACCAGCAAGGCUAUGGCAUUCCAGCCCAGAAUCCCAUGCUGAACAGAAACCAUGGGCUUCUACAGCCAAGACCGCCCACAGAACCCAAACCUUACAGCCGGCAAAUCACAGGGCCAAUGUCAACUGCAACGCAGCAACUUGGUUACCCACAAUCCAACUUUAGCCCAGCGUAUGACACCUCAGAGGCAAGACCAAAAAAAUCAGGCAAUGUGGGUGUUAACAGCUCAGAUACCAACACCAUGUUCUACACUGGCAAGAUUCGUAUGUUUGAUUCCAACAGUCUAGCAAUGGAAGACGCAGUGCAGUGUGGGACAGAUAGUGUAGCCAUGGCUGCAUUAGGCUCCCCUGAAUCAAAUCAGGUCUCCAGCACGGUGGAUUCAAAUGGAGCAGAGCAUCUGCAGAUUGACUUUGACGCCAUGCUGGAUGACGGCGAUCACUCCAGCCUCAUGUCAGGAACUUUAAGUCCCACCCUCCUCCGCAGCUUUUCCCAGAAUUCCUCCCGCCUCACCACACCCAGGAACUCUGUGACAUUGCCCCCGGUGGCCGCUGGAAUCGGCAACAUGGCCAUCGGAGACAUGAGCUCCAUGCUUACCGCACUCGCAGAGGAGAGCAAGUUCCUCAAUCUGAUGUCAUAGGAAAAACAGGAAGUAAUAUUUAAAGAGACAGAGUGAGACCUAUGUGACUUUGAACGCAAUAUAACCGAAUAUUGUAUAAAACAUUUUUUUUAAUCCUUUUAAAAAGUGUAUUAUUCUGUACAGUAUUAGUUAAGACUUUGGUAGUGUCUUUUGUUGGCUUUUGUUUGUUCAAGAAGCCAUACUUUGCCUUAGACAAGUGUAUGUACGGUGCAUAUGUAAACAGAGAAUUUGAAAAGUGACAGUCCAGUAUUUUUAUAUAGCUUUUGAAGUGACAAAAUGAAAACAGGUGUGCCUCGGUGUGCACAAGCAUAUGGAGGAAUUACAUUACACUAGCAGAACGGGACUUUAUCUUUUCUGUCCUCUUCAAGGGAUACAAAGAGGUUUUGUAUAUUCUGUAAAUUAAAUGUAAUAUUGUACUUUCUAUUCAUGUUUUUAUCAGACAUAAGAAAAGCUCCAAAUUAUUGAUUUCGGAUCAUAAAGGAACAUAACAGCGCUCUAAAGAGAUGUACUAAAGAGAUUAUGGGUGCUUUCACACUGGCAGUUUAGUUCGAAACACAGCACGGUUCGCAUGAAAAAUUGAUAAUGUGAAAGCUGUCUAUAUAUAGAGUAUAAUAGGAGAUGACAGUGGCGAUAACUUCAGCAUGGACACGAGUGUGAGUAAGCGUGCAGUGUAAACAAAGAUGCAAAUGAAUUCCUUGCAAUCAGUUGUCUCCUAAAAAACACCGUUUGCGAGCAGCAGCAAGCCGCCUUCCCCUGGACAUCUGAUGAGUUAUGCCAUGAAGCGCACACAUACGCAGUUGUUGUUCACUCUGCUGUGCAUAAUGGCACCAAAAUAACAAAAAAACAAGAAGUAUGAUGAGUCGCGUUGUGUUCUCCAUGCGUGUUUGUGAUGAUGUAAGAUGAACGCAAAUGGGCCGGGGUUCGAAAGAAUCAAGUGAGUGUGAAACCAGACCAAAGCUGCGGGGGGCACCGGGAACAAUCGCACUCGGAAUCGGACCGCAGCAAACGUGCCCAGUGUGAAAGCCCCCUAUGACUCUCAUGUCUGAACCGGGCUCUAUCUGAGCGAACCACAGAACUGAUUAUCUUGGACUUUUGAAGUCAAAAUACAAAUGUGUAGGCUGUCCCGUUGUACACAGACUCCUUUUACAAAGAUGGAUC
Molecule: messenger RNA, 6168 nt
Organism: Myxocyprinus asiaticus (Chinese sucker)
Lineage: Eukaryota; Metazoa; Chordata; Actinopteri; Cypriniformes; Catostomidae
Product: zinc finger protein GLI2-like
Exons: 15
Coding region: 520-5010 (1496 amino acids)
Biological process (GO): smoothened signaling pathway; regulation of transcription by RNA polymerase II
Cellular component (GO): nucleus
Molecular function (GO): DNA-binding transcription factor activity, RNA polymerase II-specific; RNA polymerase II cis-regulatory region sequence-specific DNA binding
Source: RefSeq, a predicted model, not a curated record